Messenger RNA from Erythranthe guttata (spotted monkey flower), 1542 nucleotides. Its product is annotated as putative glycosyltransferase At5g03795. The record is from RefSeq and is a predicted model, not a curated record. Gene Ontology annotation, molecular function: glycosyltransferase activity. Lineage: Eukaryota; Viridiplantae; Streptophyta; Magnoliopsida; Lamiales; Phrymaceae.
GGAGAGAGAGAGAGAGAGAGAGAGUUUCAGAAAAGAAGCGAUGUCUUCGACAUCAUCGUUGUGUUACAAGCAUUUAUGGUUUUUGAUACCACUUCUGGCGGCAGCGGUGGCGGGGGUGGUGGUUUUCGUGGGUCCUAAGGUGUCGAUGUUUUCUUCCAACUCUAGUUACUUAUUACAGGAUUACUUGCGUACGAGGUUUCUAAACGAUGCCCCUCUGAAAUAUCAUAAUUCCAACGACUCUACGAAAUCUUUUACCAUUGAUGAUGGAUCUAACCAAAAACCAGUAAGAAAUGAAGACAAGUAUCGAAAUUUUACGAGAACAUACAGUAGUUUGGAGAUGGUGGAAGCCGAUCUCGCACAAACCCGAGACGCCAUUAGCCAAGCCAAAAAAGGUGGAAAUGAAACACGAGACCCCGAUCCCGAUUAUGUCCCUGAUGGACCAAUGUAUUGGAAUCCCAAAGUCUUUCACAGGAGCUAUUUGGAAAUGGAGAAGAAAAUGAAGGUGUUUGUUUACGAAGAAGGGGACCCACCAGUGUUCCAUUUCGGUCCCUGUAAGCAUACGUAUGCGAUAGAGGGAAUCUUCAUUUCAAAUAUGGAAGUUAGCAGAUUUCGGACAAUGGACCAAGACAAAGCUCAUUUGUUCUUCCUUCCAUUCAGCGUAACAAUGAUAACACAGGUGAUAUACGUGAAAGAUUCCCAUGAAUGGGGUUUAAUGAAAAAUGCAGCUUCGGAUUACGUCAAUGUCAUUGCUCAGAAGCAUCCUUACUGGAAUCGAAGCCUUGGUGCUGACCAUUUCAUGCUUGCUUGCCAUGACUGGGGGCCUGAGAUCUCAUUCGCAGUCCCCAAUCUAUACAAGAACGCAAUCCGAGCAUUAUGCAACGCCAACACAUCGGAGAGAUUCGACCCCUCCCGCGACGUGUCCAUACCAGAAAUCCAUCUCCCGGGCGGCACUACGCAGGGCAUUAUCGGCGGUCCGCCGCCGUCCAAGCGGCCGAUACUUGUGUUCUACGCCGGCGGAGUACACGGACCGAUCCGGCCGAUACUCCUCGAGCACUGGGAAAACAAGACCGACCCCGACGUGCAAAUCUACAGAUACCUCCCGAAAAAUAUGUCCUACUACGGGAUGAUGAGGAAGAGCCGGUACUGCAUAUGCCCCAGCGGGUACGAGGUGGCGAGUCCGAGAAUGGUGGAGGGGCUUUAUCUGGGCUGCGUGCCGGUUCUGAUAAAGGACAGUUACGUAAUUCCGUUCAGCGAUGUACUGAACUGGGAGACUUUUGCGGUGAUUGUUCCGGUGAGAGAUAUCCCCAAUUUGAAGAAGAUAUUGACCGGAAUUUCUUCAAAGGAGUAUAUGAAGAUGCAGAGAAGGGGGGUUCAGAUGAGGCGCCAUUUUGAGAUCAAUUCGCCGCCGAAGAGAUACGAUGUUUUUCAUAUGAUUCUGCAUUCGAUUUGGCUGAGAAGGCUCAAUAUCCGCCUCCAUGAAAACGAAUACGAUCACUGACAACCUUUUUUUUGAAUUAGGCGGUUUAAAUUAAUUUUCCAGGA